UAGGAUUACCGAAACACCGUUAAACGGUCAUACUUAACCAUUUUCACUAUUUGUUUAUAUUACUGUUGCAAUUUUGAAAAUGUAUGCAUAAUGCAAUGUAGACUACAAACCUUCCUCGCCACGCCGUCACAGGUUGCACCACAGCCCCCCGGAUUGAAAUUGAUUUGUACGGGAACAAGCGGUGAUUUUGCAAAUAGGACCGGAUAAAGCGCGACUGGAGAAGCAAUCAUGGCCGGCAGGGAAACCCAGAUGCAAUCCUUCCACACGCGUUGCGGCCGUUCUAUACGGCUUUACAAUGGCAACCGGUCGGCGCAGCGUUCCAUGCGGGAUUUCAGUCAUGCUUUGGUGUUCAGCGCAGAGCCGCUGGAGGACGAUGUGCUUUUCGAGGUGGUCAUUGAGAAGAAGAACACCUCCUGGGGCGGCAGCAUUGAGAUCGGAGUCACCGCCGAGUCGCCGGACGACUUGGAACUGGUGGCCUGUGCCACGGCCAUGCGAAAUGGUACUUGGGUCAUGUCCGGCAUCGAUGUUCGGAAGGAUGGGCGACGCCUAUUCGAGUUCUAUGGCACUGAUUUGGAAACCCUGAAUGAGAACGAUCGUGUGGGCGUCAUGCGCACCUCUGGCAAUGAUUUGGUGUUCUAUGUGAACGGCGAGUCGCAAGGCGUGGCGGCCAAGAAUAUGCCCAAGCCACUGUGGGCGCUCGUGGAUCUGUAUGGGCGCUGUGUGCAGGUUUCGCUGUGUCCAAGGGAUAGCAGUGGCUCCGGAGAGCUUCUGGACUCACCCUUGCAGCAGCCUUUGCAACAGGUUGUUCAGAACCUGGACGUGGCCAUGAACGUAAACAUUGUCGUUGACUCCGACGGAUGGAUGCACGGCUCUGGCUCGGGUUCUGAGGAUCGCCUUUGCUUUCACACCCGCUGUGGAUCUCUGGUCAAGCUCUCUCCCAACUUCCGAUCUGCCGAACGUCGCCGACCGUUGGACGAGUUCAACAAUGGCGUGGUUAUGACCCACCGACCGCUGCGAGACAAUGAAUUAUUUGAGAUACGAAUCGACAAACUGGUGGACAAAUGGUCUGGAUCCAUUGAAGUGGGCGUCACAACGCACAAUCCAGCGGUGCUGCAUUUUCCAGCCACCAUGACGAAUAUGCGCUCGGGCACUAUAAUGAUGUCAGGCUGCGGAAUCCUCACCAACGGCAAGGGAACUCGCCGUCAAUACGGCGAGUUUAAUUUGGAUGAGUUACGGGAAGGAGAUCGCGUUGGAAUGAUGCGCAAGGCAAAUGGCAACCUGCACAACUACAUUAAUGGCCAGGAUCAGGGUGUCGCUGCCACCCGGGUGGCCUCCACCUUGUGGGGUGUCAUUGAUCUAUAUGGCAUGACCAUCAAAGUCACCAUCGUGGACCGCGAUGAUCGUGAACAGCAGAAUCUGGUGACCAGAAGGAACAACAUUGUAGCGGGCAUGGCAAGUGCGGCCUGCUCCAGUGGUGGUGGCUCUGGUGUCCAGCAUUCGCAGCAGCAGCAGCAGCUGUCGGGGACUCCAACUUUAAGUCUUUUGAGUCCGGAGAGCGAGAUGAAUGUGGCUGGGGCAGCUGGCGGUCUAAGCGAAACUAUAUCCAGUACACGGGCCAUAGCUAGGAACGAUGAUCGUUUGACCUUCCAUCAUAUAUGCGGCACUCAUGCCACCGUUACCCAAAGCGGGCGUACGGCUCUAAGACCCAAUGCUGCUGAUGACUUUAACAACGGUGUGGUCCUCACACGUCGCCCCCUUCGUCCCAACGAACUCUUCCAGGUGCGACUCGAACGCGUGGUUACCAAGUGGGCGGGCUCCGUGGAAAUGGGCGUGACCACGCACAGCGCCGAUGAGCUGGACUUUCCCUUCACCAUGACCAAUGUUCGUUCUGGCACCUGGAUGAUGACCGGCAAUGGGGUCAUGCAGAACGGCGUCACAGUUAUCGAGCAAUAUGGCCAGAAUUUGGAUCGCCUGCAGGUGGGUGAUCGUGUGGGCGUGGUUCGCAAGGAUGACGGCACUGUCCACUUUUGGGUUAAUGGUGUGGACCAGGGUCCGGCUGCCAGCAAUGUCCCAGAGCGCGUUUACGGAGUCAUCGAUUUGUAUGGCCAGGCGGCGCAGGCCAGCAUUGUGGACACAUCGGAGUGCGGGAGUCCGGAUACCGGCAACUCUACCAUCUCAAAUACAACCUUGUACAGCGAGGUUCCCUUGCGCUUCCACAGCAUCCAUGGCGCCAAUGCCGGGAUUUCAAAUAGUGGUCUGACAGCCUCGCGUCCCAAUUCCCUGGCCGAGUUCAAUGAUGCCAUUGUGUUUAGCAAUCGUCCGCUGAGGCAGCGGGAACUCUUUGAAGUGGAGCUGGAAACUAUGGUCCGGCAUUGGUCGGGCAACAUAGAGAUUGGGGUGACGGGCACACGGCCGGAGGACAUCCAGCUGGCACCAAAUGCCACUGAUUUGGAGGCCAAUGAUACCAUCAUUCUGUGCGGUCCCAUGAUCUUUCACAACCGCAAGACCAUACGCACCAAUAUCCUACUGGAUCUGGACACCUUAGGUCCCAGCACCAGGGUGGGCGUGAUGCGAAAUGGUGACUUUAUCCACUUCUUUGUGGAUGGUAUGGACCAGGGACCGGCUUGUGAAUGCCAUGCACCGAAUAUCUGGGCCAUUAUCGAUCUGUAUGGGCAGUGCGCCCAGGUGAGUCUCACGCAGACACAGUUGGACAUCCGGGCGCCGUAUGCCACCAGCGAGAAUUCGCAGAGCUGUCAGGCCACCUCGGUUAUUCAGCAUCCAGCAAUGGAGACCAAGCAUCGCUGGACUUGCGUAUCAGGUAAUGUCAGCCUCACCAAGGACUGGACGGAAGCCUCUAGGUUUACUGGAGCAGCGGCACCGUUGUCCCACUGUCUGGUCUUCUCGGAACAUCCGCUCAGCGUGGGUUCUCCCUUUGAGAUUAAGCUGACAUCGAUUAAUCCCAUGUUUGCGGGCUGCCUCAGCAUCGGCGUAACCGAUCUUAACUUGAGCGACGAGAGCGUGCGCAAGAAGCUGCCCACCAGCCUGCGACGGAUUCCGGCCAAUGUCUGGUAUGUCAGUGGGAACGAGGUACGCUUCAACUCGAGCUGCCUGCAGCGCUCAUUGGCUUCGCUGGAGUGGCUAAGAGUGGACGAUAGGAUUACUUUAGAGCGAGUAGAAAAUUCCCUAAACAUGCUGCUAAAUUCGGAGAACGUCAACAUCCAGUUCCACAACGUGCCCAACGAUGUCUAUGUGGUGGCGGAGCUGAGAGGAUCUACAAUGGGUAUUCAGGUGAUAUCAGCCCAAGGUCCAGCAUCGCCUCUAAGGCCCUGCAGUCUACGGCUGCAGGACUCCAUGGACUUUGGCAUGGAUCCACUGAACAAGCAGGAUAGCUCAAUGUUGGAGUCCAUUGAUUCCGAAGCACAAAACUAUGAGUUUGUGGACGUGGCACAGAAGAAUGCCCGACUGACCGAGGAUCGAAGGAGUAUAGCCAGAAUCAAGUCGUAUAAUCAGGCUAUUGUUUGCCUCAAUAAGCCCCUGUGCAAGGGCGAAAGCAUCAGCAUCAAGGUUGAUGGCUUGAAUAACAAGUGGAAGGGUACCCUAGGCCUGGGUGUGCUGUCUUCCACUCCGCAGUCUGUGCCCGUUUCCCUGCUGGACUUCAAACGAGGCUGCUGGCUGGCCACCCACGACUAUGUAAAUGUCAAUGGCCAGGUGAUGGCUUCUAAAUACGGCGAGGCUCUAGACCAGAUUCAGAUGGGUACAGUCAUCACUUUGACCCUCACCCAUGCCGGAAUGUUAAUUAUCAUGGUUGGCUCCACCAAUCUUGAGGAUUUGGCCAGUGGCCUACCCAACCAUGUUUAUCCAGUCUUUGAUGUGUACGGCAAAUGCGAGAAAAUAACUUUGAUAACAGGCAGUGAUGCUGGACGCACUGGCAAUGCCAAUGGCACCCCCAUUUUGGAGGCUCCUGAGGCCUUGGAGCUGGACAAUGGAAUGCCACAGCAGUGCGAAAAGGCGCAUCUUGAGAUGCAUGAGAAGGAGAAGGACACAGAGCAAGUGUGCGAAAUUUCAGCCAGGGAUGGUCCUUCCACCUCCGGUGCUCAAUCGAAUGCCAUGACCCGUUCGGUUAUGGAAAGCGUUUCUGAGAACUUGCUGCUUAAUAUUUCCAUUAAGAAUCGAACUCUAGAGCAGCAGCGCAAUGACCUAGGAGGAUCCUCUUCAACCUGUUGCCUUCGCGAAUCCCUCCAGCUGCAGCACAAUACCAAUUUGAAUAUACAACGCAGCCAAAGCACCCAGAGAUUCCAGAACUCAUUAAACACUUCAGCAACGGCAGCGGGGAGUAGCUCCAAUGUCAAUGUCCAGCAUCUGAGCAAUUCCGCUGUGUAUGACACGAACAAGGAGUACGAUGAGCUGCCCAAUCCCCCUAUAACUACGGCAAACUCGGUAGAUGAACCUCCAGGAGCCACCGCCUCCGCCGUCAUGGUAAGCACAACGAACGAUCAAACCGAGAACAAUGCAGCGGCGGCAGCGUUGGAGCUGAGUACCAGCAACGAACGCGAAGCGUCUGGCGAGCCAGCAACCAACGACAAUGUCCUGGAGGACGACGAGAUCGACUAUAUGAAUCACCUGCUCUUGCUGCAGCAACUGCAACAGAACGAGUAUACGCGCCAUCACCUUAUGCCUGACCAGGCAUCGCUACUAAAUCUCGAUCUGCCGUCGCUCAACUCCCUGGAAUCGGACACGAAUUCGGCCGGGCAGGUGCGCUCGGGUGGAGGAGCCGACUCGCUGCGCUCAACAGAGCAAAACGACUGCGAAUAUCUGCGGCAGGUGAGACGCUUCUGUGCCUCACUGGUUCUCCCCCAAGCCUUCUUUGACAGCCGCCUGGAGCCGGUGUGCUUCUGCCUGAAGUGCAGCGGUCCAAGCAACAAUGGCGGCAAUGGGGAUAAACUGGAGGGCUGGGUGUACUUUAAGCUCAAUCAGCAGACAGUCAAUGUGCUGAGCACCUCCGCAACGACGGCACCGGCGGCGGGCAGCGGUGUUUCCUCAUCGGCAGUUCCCCAAGUCCACUUUGAUUUGAAUGGCGACUGGCUGCCCUUCUAUUACAUGACACGGGUGGACAAGAUACGAGCCAUAUUGGAUCGGGGUCAGCCGCUGCCGCUGGAAACAGAUCCAGACGAAGAACCGGUUGCUGCGGCUUUAAAGGAUGAGCCGGGCACCCGUUUGGAGCUGUACUACUCACCCAAUGCCACCGUCAUUGAGCCGGUUUUGCCGCAACAUCAUUUUGCCUCCGAGCAGGGCCUGCAUCGCAUCUCCACCUCCUUUGAGGUCUACGUUCGUCGCCAGUCCAUCUCGGGCGUAACUACGGGCAAAGCAGCAGCCGAAGCCAAGCGGCGCAGUCUGGGUUCUGGAGAUCAUGACAAUAGCAGUGCCGUUCAGGGGGUAGAAGGUGCGGGCGCCACUUCAUCGGCCGCCCUCAACGAGUCGUCCGUACAUCUCCUGAACGAUCUUUGCUGGUUCACCAAAGAGGCCGGCGCCUGCAUAAUCAACGCUUUGAUAAUUAAGCUGGACAGAAUGGAGGAUCAGGAAUCUCAUUGAGCACACGACGACAACAACGCAUCCACACUAGUCCACGGCCUAUAAUCCCCACAUUAUAAUCACGCUUAGCAGCUAGCCACACCAAAACGCAUUCGCAUUCCCCUUUGUAAACGGAUUUUUAUUGUAUUGCAAAGUUAAAGAAGAAACUUAGAAAUGAAUUGAGCAAAAAAAUCACAAAAAAAUGUAUUUUCUUGUUUAUUAAAUUCUUGGGCAAAAUUUGGGUUAAAGACUGGAAUCCCUACCAAGCUGAAAAUAUGACAUUCAUAGUUUUGAAUUCACAUUUUUUCAGCAAAAAGUUAAAAUUC
Drosophila kikkawai is the source of this 5894-nucleotide messenger RNA. RefSeq names its product neuralized E3 ubiquitin protein ligase 4 (gene Neurl4). Gene Ontology annotation, molecular function: ubiquitin protein ligase activity. NCBI's taxonomy places the organism in Eukaryota, Metazoa, Arthropoda, Insecta, Diptera, Drosophilidae. The record is from RefSeq and is a predicted model, not a curated record.